UCAGGACUUAUAUCACUACUUCCUCUCUGCUUUCCUGUCAUGGGUGCAGCAGUUUGCUAACUUACUUUCUGUGUUCUGUUUGAGGAAACCAAAAAAACAUCUCUUGGCCACUUAUGACGGCUGGAUCUCUCUAGGGCAUCGCAUUUCGACAACAGAAAUGCUUCAGGCAGUGUGUCUGAGGGGCCUUCUCCUGUUAUUGGUGGGAAGACAAGUCUACACUGAGGAACAAUGUUUAAAAGCUUCAAUAAACACGUGUGGAGAAUGCAUCAGAUCCGGGUCUGGCUGUGCCUGGUGUAAAGAUUUGAAUUUCACCAAGACCGGGGAGCAGGAAGCAGUACGUUGUGACACAGUUGCUUCGCUUCAGAAACGAGGAUGUUCACACAAUUUCAUAAUAAAUCCUAAAAAUGAUUUUUUUAAAAGUUUCAAACAAGCCUCUGACUGCUGGUACAAACCAGUGCAAAUCCAACCACAAGAAAUAAGUCUGAAUCUUAGACCAGGGAUGCCCUACAUUUUUGAUCUACAUUUUAAAAGGGCAGAAGGCUAUCCAGUAGAUCUCUACUACCUAAUGGAUCUCUCAUACUCCAUGAAAGAUGAUUUGGAAAAUGUAAAAAAACUGGGAAAUAAUUUACUUUCUGAGCUCACUAAAAUCACCGGCAAUGCCAGGAUAGGCUUUGGUUCGUUUGUCGACAAAACGCUUCUUCCAUACACCGACACCAAUGAAGCGAAGCUCCAACGGCCGUGCGCAGAUAAAAAUGAACCGUGUCAGCCAGCAUUUGGCUUUCAGCAUGUGCUUUCACUGACAACAGAUGGGAACAAGUUCAAAAAUAUGGUAGCCCAGCAGCAUAUAUCAGGAAACCUAGACCCUCCAGAGGGAAGCCUGGAUGCCAUCAUGCAAGUCGCAGUCUGCGUGAAUGAUAUUGGUUGGGGAAACAGCACUCGGUUGCUGGUGUUGGCCACUGAUGAUGGCUUCCACAUGGCAGGGGAUGGAAAACUUGCUGCCAUUCUGGAACCAAACCAAGAAACCUGUCAGCUGGUCAACAACAAAUACAGCAAGAGCAACAUCUGGGAUUACCCAUCUGUUGGACAAAUUGCUCGCAAGCUGGAGGAGCAAAACAUUCAACCAAUUUUUGCAGUCACCAAAAAAAUGGAAACCGUGUACACAGAGCUGAGCAAACUGAUUCCUAAAUCUGCAGUAGGAGUGCUCUCUGAAGACUCGAGCAACGUUGUCAAUCUAAUUGUGGAUGCAUACAAUAACUUGACCUCUGAAGUGAUCAUGGCUCAUGACGCCCUCCCAGACUUUGUAUCUGUGAAAUACACGUCAAAUUGUGAAGGUGGACAAAAACCCAGUGACAGGGGGAAAUGUGAUAAUGUGAACAUUGGUAAGGAGGUGAUUUUUAGGGUGACAGUAACAGUAGAGAAAUGCAUUGAGAGUCAGAGCUUCCUCAUCGGGCCACUGGGCUUUAAUGAAAAGCUGAAGGUGAACGUUGCGACUCGAUGCGAGUGUGAAUGUGAUGAUAAAAAAGAGCUUCAUCCUCACUGUGGGGGGAACGGUAAAGUUGUCUGUGGUGGCUGCAGGUGUAAUCCGGGAUUCUUAGGACAGCGAUGUGAGUGCAAACUAGGCCAAAAGGACGAGGCGUCAUUGAAAGCGCAGUGCCGGAAGGACAACGGGACCGAAUGCGAAGGCAAAGGAGACUGUCUGUGCGGACGUUGUCAGUGCCAUAAUACGGAUAGCGGUGGCAAUUUCUAUGGCGAAUUCUGUGAAUGCGACGACGAGCACUGUGAAAAAAAUAACAAUCAACAGUGUGCAGGUCAUGGCAAAUGCAAAUGUGGUAAAUGUGACUGUGAUCAAGGCUAUGAGGGCUCAGCGUGUCAAUGCGCAAAAUCCGAUGAGGCUUGCAAGAUCGAAAAUACUGUUUGUUAUAACCGUGGGAAAUGCGUGUGUAACCACUGUAAUUGUGAGAGAGGAUACAAGGGGCCCUACUGCAAAACGUGUCCUAAUUGCCAACGUCCGUGUGAUAAUUCCGGGAGUUGUGUUGAAUGUUUGGCCUUUGGGACCGGUCCGUUUGAGAAGAACUGCACUGAAACCUGUAAACAUCUGACGGUUAAGGUGGAACAAAACUUGAUCAAGAAAGAUUGUCGAGUCAAAGAUAAAGAGGGCUGCUGGAUGACAUUUACAAUGACGGAACAGCCUGGAUUUGACACAUACUCUGUCACUGUCCUCAAAGACAGAGAAUGUCCUGAGGGGCCAAACAUAGCAGCCAUCGUAGGAGGAUCUCUAGCAGCUGUGGCGUUGAUUGGUCUCCUGAUCCUCCUCAUUGUCAAGGGAGUUCUGUAUGCAAGCGACCUUAGAGAAUGGAGGAGAUUUGAAAAAGACAGAAAACAUGAAAAAUCAUGUGGUACCAACCCAUUAUUCCAGAAUGCUACAACCACAGUUCAAAACCCAACAUUUUCUGGAGAUUAGUGAAAAAACUUGUUGGUGCUGAAUGCAUGAAGGACAGAGUGGAUGUGUAUGAAUGAAACUAUGGCUCUGAUGCAUGAUCACUCAAUAAAAUAAAACAGCUUUAAAUUUUCUUAAUCUGCAGUGAGAUCUUUAGCAGCUUUAGAGAGGCAUGAAUAUUUGCAAAUUCUUUAUACACAGUUUUUCAUUUGAUGUGAAAUGUCAUUAAAUGUAUUUAACAGUUUAUGUAAUGUAUAAAGACUAGUUUUAUUUUUGUAUGCACAAAAAUAUACACAGAGAAAUCUAAUUUUAUACUUGUUGAUCUUUGAUGACAAUUAAAUCUAGCCAAACGUUGGCUAGUAGCACUGUUUCUGAGUUGCAUGUGUGGAGUCACUCUUGCAAAGGAUUUGGCAAUUCAACUACCAUAAACAUUUCUGUCUCUAAAAUUGUGCAUUUGUAACAACACACUAAUGUUGUAUAUUUCAAUGCAAAUGCUGUCGAGAUGCAAUCACUAUAUAACACCCUUGUACUGCAUUUCACAGAUUCCUCAUCAUGAAACAUGAGUACUGAACAUGUGCAUUGGCUUUCCCACAUUAUAAAGAUAAUAGAUUUGAACCUGAACAUUUGCUUAGCUUUGCAUUGUAUCCAACCUAUUGGUCUUUCAAUGUUCAUAACAUCCAGCAUAGGUUAUACAACGUUUGUAUAUUAAUGCUCUGUCAAUGUGUUUCAAAUAAAGUUGGAAUUACAGCUGUAA
Labeo rohita (rohu) is the source of this 3191-nucleotide messenger RNA. It is a transcript of the gene itgb2, whose product is annotated as integrin, beta 2. The record is from RefSeq and is a predicted model, not a curated record. Gene Ontology annotation, cellular component: cell surface; integrin complex; focal adhesion. Lineage: Eukaryota; Metazoa; Chordata; Actinopteri; Cypriniformes; Cyprinidae. Gene Ontology annotation, molecular function: amyloid-beta binding; integrin binding. Gene Ontology annotation, biological process: cell adhesion mediated by integrin; cell migration; integrin-mediated signaling pathway.